Molecule: messenger RNA, 2037 nt
Organism: Entrophospora candida
Lineage: Eukaryota; Fungi; Glomeromycota; Glomeromycetes; Entrophosporales; Entrophosporaceae
Source: the annotation of a GenBank genome assembly
AUGGUAGAACUUUCAGACUCCAUCAAAGAACAAGCUAAAAUAACUUUUCAAUAUCAAGAUAAACUUCCAAAAUUACCUAUACCUCCUUUAGAAGAGACACUUGAACGAUAUCUUUCUACUAUUAAACCACUUCAGAGAGAAAAGGAUCAUCAACAAUCCAUUGAAGUAGUUCAACAAUUCCUUCAAAAUGAAGGUCCUCUACUUCAAGAAAAUCUUAAAAAAUAUGCAUCAGAUAAAUCAAGUUAUAUAGAAGAAUUUUGGUAUGAUUCCUACCUUAACUAUACUGAUUCUGUAGUAUUAAAUCUAAAUCCAUUUUUUGUCUUGGAAGAUGAUCCAACUCCUGAUAGAAAUGAUCAAAUUAUGAGAGCUGCUUCAUUGAUUCUUUCCUCAUUAACAUUUAUUAAUGCUUUGAGAACAGAAACCCUUAAGCCUGAUUUAUUCAGGGGCACCCCUCUUUGUAUGUCUCAGUUUCAACGGUUAUUUGGUACAGCUCGUUUGCCAACUGAAACUGGAUGUAAAAUGCACAAUGAUCCUAAUUCUCGUCAUAUCAUUGUAUUAUGUCGUGGUCAAUUCUAUUGGUUUGAUGUUUUAAAUCAAAAUAAUGAAGUUGGUAUUAAUGAAAAAGCUUUAAUUGCAAAUCUUAAAACAAUAAAACAAGAUGCUCUUGAAGUACCUACUGUGGAGAUUGCAAAACAUGCUAUUGGAAUUCUAUCUACUGAAAAUCGUCGUAGAUGGGCACACUUGAGAAAUAUUUUGGAAAAUUCUUCUGAAAACAACAGGAAGGGUUUAAAGUUACUUGAUACAGCUUUAUUUGUUGUUUGUUUGGAUGAAGGAAGUCCCUUGUCUGGUGAUGAGGUUGCUACAAAUAUGCUUUGUGGAACUUAUGAUAUUAAAGAGGGUGUACAGGUUGGUACUUGUGCCAAUCGUUGGUAUGAUAAAUUACAAAUAAUAGUAUGUGAAAAUGGUUCAGCUGGUGUUAAUUUUGAACAUACUGGUGUUGAUGGUCAUACUGUUCUACGCUUUGUAUCAGACAUAUUCACUGACACAAUUUACCGUUUUGCGGAUUCUAUUGUUGGAAAUAGUUCUCGUAGCAACAAACAUCAUAAUGGUAAAACUUCUAGUAUUGACACAACACCAAAAAAACUUGAGUGGACAUUGACUUCUGAAGUUCGUACUGGAAUUAGAUUUGCUGAAACAAGAUUAAGUGAUCUUAUAUUACAAAAUGAAGUUAAAGUAUUAAAGUAUGAUGGAUAUGGAAAAAACUUCAUUACAAGUUGUCAUAUGAGUCCUGAUGGUUUUGUUCAGAUGGCCUUUCAAGCUGCUUAUUAUGGCAUGUAUGGUUUGAUUGAGUCUACAUAUGAACCUGCUAUGACUAAAGCAUUCCUUCAUGGUCGUACUGAAGCCAUUCGUUCAGUCACUACUGAUUCUGUUGACUUUGUAAAACUUUGGUGGACUGAAGCUUCUACUACUGAAAAAAUUAAGGCACUUCGAAAAGCCAUUGAUUCUCAUGUAAAAUUGACAAAAAAGUGUUCACAAGGGCUUGGUCAAGAUAGGCAUUUGUAUGCACUUGAAUGUGUUUGGCAAAGAGAAUCCAAUGCUUCUGAUGGAGAAAGUGAAAAAUUGCCUGCCAUAUUUAAAGAUAAUGGCUGGCAAGUGCUUAAUCAUACAGUGAUUAGUACAAGUAAUUGUGGUAAUCCAGCUUUAAGAUUGUUUGGAUUUGGUCCUGUAGUGGCAGAUGGAUUUGGUAUUGGAUAUAUUAUUAAAGAUGACAAAAUUGCAUUUUGUGCAGCUUCUAAGCAUAGGCAAACACGUAGAUUCCUUGAUACAUUAGAAAAUUAUCUUAAUGAUGUACAGUGUUUGCUUUUAAAUGAAAGACGUAUUCCUAAUUACAAAAAUGAAGAGAAUGUUAGUAUGCUUUCAGGUUAUGGCUAUUUUGAUGCUGGUGGAAUUGAUCAAUUAAUUGAAGAUCGUUUAGUAGAAAAAAAAGAAGAAUUGAAUAGAAAUAAGUUAUUGGGCUUAUCUUAUUAUUGCCUUUAG